AGCUGAUAUUGUUUUGCUGGAAGGAAAGACUGACAAAGGAAGGAAUUACGCUGCUAAAAAAAUCAAAGCUUGUGAUAUACAAGAUAUACAAGAUAUACAAUCGUAUUUAAUGUUUUUUAAUUUUUGGAAUUUAUAAAGUGAUGUUAUCUCAGCCAGGAGUCUUACUUUCAUAGAAUAUGAAAUCACGGACUAAAGAAAGUUUAAAAGACUUGGUUGGAAUUAUUUAAAAACAUAAAAAAGAAGUUUCAAAAUGGCCUGGUCUUCGUGGUACAAUAGCUUCUCAGAUGCAUUUAAAAAACGUGCAGGUCGGUAUCUGAUAAACCGAUACCUCGGAACCUUUCUGGACGAGACUAUUUCUAUGGAUCAGCUCUCUGUGGAUGGGGCUAUCAGUUUAAGUAAUGUGGCGCUCAAUAUUAGGACAAUCAAUUCUAUGAUAGACGAUGCAGAUCUUCCAGUUGAAUUUGUGGAUGGAUAUAUACAGGAUCUAUCUGUAACUAUACCUUGGUCUAAUCUACUAACGGAGAGCUGUUUCUUCUCUAUAGAUGGACUAACCAUUACUCUACAGGUGAAGAAGAGAGCGAACCCUGCUCAGAUCUCAGCAUCAAUAUUCAUGUCAAUGUGUGAGAGCUUUUCUUCCUUCAGUGUUGCUGAGGAUUGUAUUAAACAAGGGGAUGUUGAGUCGAGUCCUGGAAAAAGUAGGAAAAGUCAAUCUGAAGAAGAUAUGGUGGCUGGGGUCGAACUUCUAGCGCAGGCUAUAGAUUCUGUCAUCAUGAGAGUUCAGGUAUAUUCAGGAAUCAGUAGUUCCGUAAAGAAAGUGUCACUCAACGUAAACCGUAAACAUCUUACUUUAACAACAACAAAAAUCCUUGGACGAUGGUUUGGUUUCCAGGAGGAAGACACAUUCUCGACCUCGACCCUGAGCAAGAUAUACUUCGAGGACGUUGUCCUCUACACUGACGAGUUCAAGCUUGGGUCAAGAAACCUCUUAAAAAGUCAAAACUUUGAAGAGUCUGUUUACGAAGAGGAUACUGAACCUGAUCCUCCACUCCAGCUCGCUAGCUUGACAGGCAACCAGGAGCUUAUUCUCAGGUUUACUGAGUUGAAUCAGUAUGGAUUACCCCGAGCAGUUGGAGAAGUUGAGAUGAGUCUUGGAACUUUUAAACUUCAUGUCUUCCCACACCAGGUUCACAUAAUAACCGAGAUAAUCUCUGCAAUAACUGUUCCUGUGAAGCCUGGUCCUGCUCCAGUACUCUCUAAACACCAGAAGCAGCUGGUCCAAGGACUAGAAGGAAUGCUCCAGGAGAAUCUCAGAUUUAAACCUCCAGUAGCAGGUCUAAACCUGGGUUGGGGAGGAGAUAUGGAUGCAAUCAACGUCAUUGAGAAAAUCCAAAAAUUUUAUUUCUUGAAAUCAUCUGAGUUUGAAUAUUUUUUGAAUAUCGUAUUCUAUCAGGAGAAGGAUCCUGGUAUUCUCAAGUUUGGCGGAGAAGGUACUAAACCUCGUGCUCUAGAUCUAAUGCGGAAAUCAUCUAACAGGUUCUUCAACACUCAGAUUGCUGCUCCUGUGUUUGAUGGAUCAAGAAUAGGAAUCUGGCACACUGAGCUGGCCGGUCAGGUUCAGGACUCUCAUAUCCAGGUGGUGGGAACACCACUAACUCUCAUGUAUGAGGAGGGGACAGCUGUUGGUGGAGGAUUAACAUCGUCCUACGCGGCAAUUACAAAAUUAAUCGUAGGCAAGUUGUCUGUUGUUGAAUGCUUGAUAGAGUGUGAUGCCCCCGAAGGUUCCAGACAUGAGAUUAUCAAUCUUCUGGAGUUUAGUUCUCCGGUAGCAGGCUCUCCGAGACCAAACAAGAAUCCAGACUUUAAACUCAUUUUCAAGGAUAUCUUCAGUUCCGGAGAUAAUUCUCCAGUCUCCAGUAUAUCCCUGAACUUCAAUUCUUGUAGCCUGGAGAUAGAUCCAGGGUUUGUAGACCGAACCUUUCUCAUCUUCAACUAUGCAGAGAUGGACCCGGAUUGUAUAAGAACUGUAGUAACUCCUACUCCUGAGACGGAUGUGUGUCUCCAAGUGCAGAUAAACAUACCGAAAGUAAAAGUUACAUUUCUGAUUCCUAAACCUGAUAUGCGGAGUCCGGGAGAGAUUGGUCCAGAUUUUCUCCGCGGCUUUUGGACUAGGAAAAUUCAUCCCGAGCUCUACACCCUGGAGAUGGAAGGAUUUGAGAUGAGGAUAGAUCAGGCUGGAGGUUCUAGGUCUCCUCUGGAGCUUAACUUUGCUUCUAAAACCCUUGAGCUUUUAUACCGUGAGAGUAAGGAUGUAAACCAGUUUCUUCUUCUCCAGGCUAGACGACUGGUUAGCUCCGACCCCAGUAAACGAAAUAAUGCAGUUGAGAUCAGGAUAAAGAUUUGUAUGGACGAUUCACUCAAACUGCAGGGAAAAUUUAAUUCAGAUCAACAUAAAAUGCAAAAAUCUGUGUUUGUCAAAAAAGACAGUUUAGACCUAGAUAGUGAAACCUACUUCGUGGUUGACCCUGAUACGGGGAGCAAGAGUUCAACCGACCGGAGCAACUUUACAACCCAGCUCAAGGAUAUCAUGUCUGCUCUGAACCAGUCUUUGCUCCGUAAUAAUCUACUGAUUGAUAUAAAGUUAGAUGCUGUGAGUCUUGUAUUACCCAACAAGAGGGUAUACGAGGUUAUCUAUAAUAGGAUAGGAAACGAUAUGUUGCUUUGGGUUCCUUCAUAUUUAACCGUCAAGCAAUAUAUAUUCGGAGAAAAACUACUCAACCCGUUGGAAGAUGAUAGUUCCGAGUUUUCUAGUUGUUUCUCCGGUCGUAAACAGGAUCAGAUAAAAUAUGAGGAGACAGUGCCAAUUAAAAAUACGAAUGCGUUUCCCAAGGAUUUGAAAACCGGACCCUUUGAGAUUCAUACAGAUACCGCGGUCAGUCUUUCAGUCAACCAGGUCCAACUUCUCAUCUGUCUUCCCAUGGAGUCGGAGCUAAACAGUCAAGACUUUGGUAUUCUUCAUAUCUCAGCUAUAGGACUCUCCUUGAUAUCUGCGUCCGGACUAGACAAGGAUCCGGAGAUUGCAAUAUUUAAUCUGAAAUGUGAGGAGGGUUGUGUAAAGUAUGGAUUAUGUAAGAAGAAUGCUCUCCCUGCUCAACUUCACUUUAACUCGGAGAUAGAAAAUCUUGAAGUUCUGGUGACGACAAAUGCCUACUGUGACAAAGCCUGGUUGCAUAAACCUGCAAAUACUGGACUUCUCAACCUGACCACGAAGGUUCUACUGGACCGGAAAACUAAUCUAAAAUCUAUCCAGCUCGCCUUUAACAUAGUACAAGGAGGUAUGUGUGUCCGGGAGCCGGGGAACGGAUCGGAUUGGAUAAAUUCUCUUGUGAACUUCUUCACAGUGGUCGAGUUUCCAGUUUUAGGCUAUUCUCCCCCCGUUGUGCUUACAGAACUUCACUUUCUUUUGACCCAGUGUGCAGUUGAGUUCUCCCCUCCUUCUACGGAGCCUGGGAGGGCAGUUCUAUGCCUGGGGAAGGUUAAGAUCACCUGUAGUUUGCUGGAUACUACUAAGGACGCUAGCGUGAAAAUAGGAAUAGAAGAUGCAAGUCUGUUUGUAACAAAUGAUUCAAUUAAUCCCGUCCAAUCUUCUCUGUGUGUUGCUGAUAUAGAUUAUUUUGAUAUAAUUAUUUCUCUCUGUGAACCGGAGAAGAAUUCUGAAGAGCUAGUAUCUGAGAAGAACCCAGAGCUGGCUGAACCCUCGGAUCCACUUCUCAUUGUCUCUGCUAAAUGUAACCUUGUCAGAGUAAGGACGUGUGCUGAUACACUCCAGCUCUUAAUCAAUGUAUUCUCUGGAUUUUCAGAAUCAGAGACGACUCUGUCUGUAACGGAAUCUGCAUCGGAAGAUAAAUCGUUGCAGAUUGAGUCGGAGACUGGAGACAUUCUCCCUGAUCUUGAAGAUGCUAUGGCGGAGCUGAUGGGUCCAAAAGACGUGAAACCGGAGAAAGAAGAUGCGGAGAAACCGCGCCCAACUUGUGGAACUCAGGUUUUCUUCUUUCCAGAUGAAAAUUGUCCCAUUCUUCCUCCAACUUCCGUUGACUUAAUGUCACAGUCUAUCUAUGUAGAACGAAAAAACUCGUCGGAUUCGGAGGAUUUCUGCGAUCUUGAAAGUUUCUGUAUAUUGGAGGAAGAGGAAGGGAGUGGGAUAGUUUCCAGCUCCGGAGAACCAACCAUACGCGUCCUAGAUCUAACUGGAUUAAAAAUUGAUGAGAACCAUUUUACUGUUCCCCAGGAGGGAAUGGAUCAUCUGAAACCUCCGCGAGGUUUCCCCCUGUCUCAGGUGAAGCUGGCUCUUACUAAACUAUCCUUGGUUUGGCAAAUAUUCGGAGGAAAUGAUCUCUCCGAGAGUAAAGAGAUGAAGUGUAGUACCAAGGCUAAGUUACAGAAGAUGGGAAUGUCAAUGAUUGACGAGAAGAAACGAAACACAAACUCCUCGAAGCCUGGAUCAAGCUCAGCCCGCCAUAUUUCUGAGUCAUUGAAGACGGUUGGAGGCCCCGGCAGGGAUCAGGAUGUUCUCAUAGAAUUAUCAAUUUUCAAAAUGGCCGCACAGCAUGAAACAUAUCUUAGAACAGAGGAACGAAACUCUCCUGUAUCCCGUCAGAUUUUACUUAUUCCGAACCUUGAAAUCCGAGACAGGUUGGUUGAGAGCGAGAUAAACAAACUACUUCAUAUGCACAGCAGUAAAUCCAGACCUCGACAAAGUUCUGCACACAUGCUCAGCAUUAAAGCUCUAACCGUUCAUCCCGAUCCUUCCAGUCAACUUGAGGAAACCUCGCUCAAGGUUUCUCUUCAACCUUUCAGAAUUAACAUUGAUCAAGACACUUUGUUCUUCUUAAUUGACUUUGUAAAUUCUUUUAUUCCUCAAGAGCCUGAUCCUACGACUGAACUAUCACCGAAUAAGGAUCUGGAUCCUAUGGAUAGGGAUAGAAGCGGAAGUAUAAAGUUUAGUUCCGGACUCCAGGCAAUAAAAAUGGAGGUUCCAGAGGGGACAGAGGUGUUUGAGGAUGCCCGGAGUUCUCCUCCAAAACUUGAAGAUGAGGAGGACAAGGAACCGGAGGAGGAUUUUACUCCUAGUUCUAAGUCCUCCACUCCUGGUCCUGGUUCUAAUCCUAUAAACAAUAUAUACUUUAAAUCCUUUAUUUUCUCGCCCUCUGUGCCUAUACGAAUCGAUUAUGUAGGAAAGUAUGUUGAUUUAACCCAGGGUGCUCUGACCGGGAUACUGGCAGGGUUAGCUCAGCUCAAUUGCUCAGAGAUAACAUUACGACAACUAGAGUUUAAACAAGGUAUAUUGGGACUGGAUAAACUACUCGCCAUGGCAGCUACAGCAUGGAUGGCAGAUAUUAGGAGCACCCAGGUACCCGCCCUACUUGGCGGAGUAGGUCCUAUGCAUGCCCUGCUCCAGAUGGUGACUGGUCUUCGGGAUCUAAUCUGUAUGCCCAUAGAACAGUACAGGAAGGAUGGUCGGAUAGUUCGAGGUAUACAGAGGGGAACAACUAGUUUUACUCAUUCCACUACAUUAUCCAUCCUUGAAGUUACAAACAAGAUUCUUAAUGUUGUCAAGUUUGCCGCUGAACUUGCCUUUGAUGUGAUGUCCCCUGAAGGUUGUGUUGUAAAGGGGAAACUACCUCACCCAACUCAAUACUGUAGGAGACGGAUUGGAAGAUCAGGUUUGAGAAGGGCCCGGGGGGCUCCGCAUGAUAUGAGAGAGGGUAUGUUGGGAGCUAUGGCUCUGGUCCGGGAGGGGUUUGACGAAACGGCCAGGUCCCUGGCCGAAGCUGCACAUGAACGGACAGGAAUGGCUGGAGUAGUGGGAGGGGUUCUCCGAGCUGUUCCUAGUACUAUGGUUCGACCAGUUAUACUUGGAGCUGCUGCAACUUCAAACCUCCUGGAUGGUGUUAAAAAUCAAAUAUCUCCAUCUCAGAGAUUAGAAGAAGAAGAAAAAUGGAAAACUCAAUAGUUAAACAAAUUUUUUGUACCUCGAGUAAAAAUUACAUACAUAGUACAUUAUAAAUAAUAAUAAUAACAAUGAAUUUAUUUGCAUCAA
This is a messenger RNA of Eurytemora carolleeae, 6097 nucleotides long. RefSeq names its product autophagy-related protein 2 homolog B. Gene Ontology annotation, cellular component: membrane; phagophore assembly site; extrinsic component of membrane. Bases 251 to 6010 code for a protein of 1919 amino acids. NCBI's taxonomy places the organism in Eukaryota, Metazoa, Arthropoda, Copepoda, Calanoida, Temoridae. The record is from RefSeq and is a predicted model, not a curated record. The transcript is spliced from 16 exons. Gene Ontology annotation, biological process: autophagy of mitochondrion; piecemeal microautophagy of the nucleus; autophagosome assembly. Gene Ontology annotation, molecular function: phosphatidylinositol-3-phosphate binding; serine-type endopeptidase activity.